UCAACAAGAAGAAAGAAACCCAAAAGAGCGAGCAAAGAUCUCCAUCAAAAUGCAUGAUUUCUUCUCCAACUUUCUACAUGUGCAAUAAAGUUAAACAAACUUGCUAUCUGUAAGCUUUUAGAAUUCUUUUUUAUAUUGAUAAUUGCCAACUUUUUCAGUCCAAAAACAAUAUCCCAUGACUUCUUUUUAGGCAUUGGCUAUGUUAAGUUAGAAACGCACACAAAAAAAAAACAAUGAAGCAUUAAGUUUGCUUGAUAGAUAAGGUGCCUACUAUCAAUUCCAUCAUCAGACUGGAAGCGGCUCUUACAAGGGGCAACUUUUGUUUUUUCUGUUAUUAUUAUUUUUCUUUUAAUUGUUGCCGCGCUUAGAGAUGGAUUUUAAAUAAAAGGGUAUGACAAUAGAUAGAAUCUGGUUCAAUUGUCUAAAUGCUUCAAACCUAUUCUUUUUUUCUUGUUUCACAUAGAAUUCAGUCUGAUUUAGUAACUCAAUUUAUAGUUUUAUUUUGUAUCAUGUAAGAAAUGGGGAAAAAUGGCGAAGCUUCUUCAUUUUUCUUUUUUGAAGUAGCUUAAAAGGAAGAAUGCAUCGCUUAAGCAACCAUGUUUUCUACAGUAAUGGCUAAGGCAAGGCAUGUUUCUGAUGGAAACCAUCUAAACUAUCCCCAUCAAUGUUUCUGGUUUCUAGCUCUCUUCUUUCUAAUCUAAACAUGAUUUGCUCAGAUAAGCUUGAUCUUCUAGUUAGGGUCAAUGAUUGUUUAUCUAUACUGAAAUAGUGGAGAAGGUUCAGGUUCAAAUUCUGACAAGUCCUUGCUGAUUAAAAAUUUUCAACCUGCCUAAACAAAAUAAAAUUGUUUUAGUGCCUCAUGUUACUUCUCUGACAAUGACUUUUAGGUGCAUAAGCCAACCCACUCCUUUGAAUGAUUAUAUUUCUUUUCUGUUGAAAUACAAGAAUAAUGUCAAGUUUCCUGCACCUAGACUUUAAAGAAUUUAUUUAAUUGAUUAAGAGAAAUGGUAUAAUUAGCUGCUAACUGCAUACAAGUUGUAAUGAUGUCUGUACAAUUAAAAUAUGUGCCCUUAAUAUAUUUAAGCAGUGAAAUGAGCACAUAUUUAUAUAAAGAAAAUGGAGAAUAUGCUUCAUUUAAUUCCUCAUCAGCUCCUCAAGUUGCAGAUAAGUCAUCAAUUGACCUAUUUUUAGUUCAUGUGAUUUGGUCCUUAUUGAUCAAGAUCUGGGUUCUCUAAUUUUUGUAAUUAUGAGGGCAUGGAAAAUCUCAAACAAUCUAAAAGGCACAUUUUAAAAUAUAACAUUUUUUUCAGCCAACCAGCAAUUUUCAAUUUGUUUAGGACCCCACCUUUCCACUACCAUAAUUGCUUACCUGGGGCUAUCCCCAGUCCUCUUUCCUUGCACAUGAAAAAUAUUUCAAAUUUUGUUUGGUGAGAUGCACAACAGGCAAUAUCUUAGAAAAAUUGCAUCAUUGGUAUCUUGUCUAUAUUCUGUUUGCAAAACCUGAUACAGAAGAAUUGCAUUUUUUGGUAUGUUAAGAUGCACUAGUGAUUUCACAAAUAAAUAUUACAAAUAGUUGUGAUUUGAUACCUUAUUCUCCUGUAAGCUUCAUGAAACUUCUGAUCCUUUGUUCUUGGAUACAUUGUGAACCAUAGAGCCUUUUUUCUUUACAUUAGUCUAUGACAAGAAUUUGAUCACACCUUAAAAAUUAAUAAAUGAAUGAAUAUAAAAGCAGAAAGUGAAUUUCACCUUAAAAGUUGAGAAAGAAACAUUCCAACUUAAAGUUCUCAAAAAAAUCAUUGUGCCAAGCAAUGGGGGGUCCAUGUUGUGGGCUAUAUAAUUGGUUCAAGUCAAUUAGGAAAGCAUAAUUUAUAUCCAAUACUCUUUUUCAUCAUGUUUGGAUAACUACUUUUUUUUUUUUUUUGUAAUUAAAGAGAUUGGUCUCUACAAGUUAAAGAAUUGCCAUUGUUUAGUUUUCUCUUUUCUCUUUUCUCUUUUCUCUUUUCUCUUUUUCAAGCAAAAAUCAUAUUCCACCGUAGCUUUGUCUCAAGAAAUAAAACAUGGUUGCAGUGUUUAAUAAAGAGCUACUAAGUUGGUAUCUUAUCACACUCAAACUCAGAGAAACAGUAGAAUCGGCAAUUCCAGCAUCGUCUAAUGCUACCCCAUUGCCUGAAUUUCAAGAACAGGCUAAGCAAGAAGUGCAGAAGCAGCAGAAGGCAAUAUCAGAUUCCCAGCAGAUUGUGAUCGAAAAAGAUAGCGAAAACUUCGAAGAGGAAACCAAGUCACCUGAUUUUGAAUGGGUGAUAUCCAUAAAAGAAAAACUCGAACAAGCUCACCAAGAUGAUGCAGCAGGUUCAUGGGCAAAGUUGUGCAUCUACAGAGUUCCUCACUACCUGAGAGAAGGGGAUGAUAAAGCUAUUGUUCCACAGAUUGUCUCCUUAGGACCUUAUCACCAUGCGAAGAGACGUUUGCGCCAAAUGGAUCGUCAUAAAUGGCGUUCCCUUCAACAUGUUCUCAAGCGUACUAAUAAGGACAUAAAGCUUUUUCUUGAUUCUGUAAGAGAAGUUGAAGAAAGAGCUCGUUCCUGCUACGAGGGAACGAUUGGUCUAAGUAGUAAUGAAUUUGUUGAAAUGAUGGUUCUUGAUGGUUGUUUUGUGCUUGAACUCUUUAGGGGUGCUGCUGAAGGUUUCAAGCAACUUGGUUAUGCUAGAAAUGAUCCCAUUUUCGCAAUGCGUGGAUCAAUGCAUUCUAUUCAGAGAGACAUGAUAAUGCUAGAGAAUCAGCUUCCACUCUUUAUACUUGAUCUCUUACUGGGACUUCAGUUUGAUAAUCCUGAUCAGAAAGGAUUUGUAGCAAAGCUUGCACUCACAUUCUUUGACCCACUAAUGCCCACAGAUGAGCCAUUGACGAAAAGUGAAAAGAACAAAUUGGAGUCUUCACUUGGAUAUGCAACUACUUUUGAUCCAUUAGCAGAUCAAGGAGGUCUGCAUUGCCUUGAUGUUUUCAGACGAAGUCUCCUGCGUUCAGGGCCUAAACCUGUGCCAAGAAAUUGGAUCAAGAGAUGGUCAAACAACAACCGUGUUGCUGAUAAACGGCGAACACAAUUGAUUCAUUGUGUCACAGAACUCAGAGAGGCAGGUAUCAAGUUCAAGAAAAGGAAGACUGAUAGAUUCUGGGAUAUAAAAUUCAAGGAUGGGGUUCUUCGAAUUCCUCGUCUCUUAGUCCAUGAUGGGACUAAGUCACUUUUCCUUAAUCUAAUUGCAUUUGAGCAGUGCCAUCUUGAUUGUGGCAAUGACAUUACCUCUUAUGUGGUCUUCAUGGAUAACUUGAUCAACUCUCCCCAGGAUGUUGCUUACCUUCAUUACUGUGGUAUACUUGAGCAUUGGCUUGGCAGUGAUGCUGAAGUUGCAGACCUAUUCAACCGCCUCUGUCAAGAGGUUGUGUUCGAUAUAAAUGAUAGUUAUCUUUCUCAGCUGUCUCAGGAUGUAAACCAGUAUUACAAUCACAGGUGGAAUACAUGGCGUGCUAGUCUGAAACAUAACUAUUUUGGCAAUCCUUGGGCCAUCAUCUCAUUAGUUGCUGCUGUUGUGCUGCUCGCUCUUACUUUCGCACAAACUUUCUAUAGCGUUUAUGGCUAUUACAUGCCACUUUCUUGAAUGCAGUUGAGGCUUUCUUCUUGAUCUCUUUUAUUUGGAGUUGCAGUUUAGGUUUUUGAGACAAAUGGUUUCCAUACAAUCCCCUGGACUUCUUCCUUAUUUAUUAAUUUAUUUAUUUUGAGUUAUUUAGCCUACAAUCAGAAGUUUGCUGGCCUGGUGCCAUUUUUAUACCAAGAUAUUACGUCCCAAGACAAUAUUUGAUUGUUUCACUACCAAA
This is a messenger RNA of Ricinus communis (castor bean), 3870 nucleotides long. Its product is annotated as UPF0481 protein At3g47200. Lineage: Eukaryota; Viridiplantae; Streptophyta; Magnoliopsida; Malpighiales; Euphorbiaceae. The coding region runs from base 2058 to 3653 and encodes 531 amino acids. The transcript has a single exon. The record is from RefSeq and is a predicted model, not a curated record.